Messenger RNA from Aegilops tauschii subsp. strangulata, 384 nucleotides. RefSeq names its product BURP domain-containing protein 4-like. The record is from RefSeq and is a predicted model, not a curated record. NCBI's taxonomy places the organism in Eukaryota, Viridiplantae, Streptophyta, Magnoliopsida, Poales, Poaceae.
AUGGAGUUCGCCGCGGCGGCCCUGGGAGCGGCGACGGCGGAGCCGCUCAGGACGGUCGUGCACGGGCGCGAGGAGCCGCACAGGUACACGGUGGCGCCCGGCGGCAUCACCAGCAUUACCGGCACGGUCGUGCCAUGCCACCCGCUGCCGUACCCGGCGGACGUGCUGUACUGCCACCGGCCAGGCAACGUGGGGGCGGUGCGCGUGGAGCUGGUCGGGCAGGACGACCCUUCGCUGGGCGCGACGGCGAUCGCCGUCUGCCACGAGGACACCUCCGGGUGGGACGCCGAGUACUUCGCAACGCUCAACGGGUCCCGCGGCGAGCCUAUCUGCCACUACAUGCCGGACAAGUAUGUGGUGUGGGUAACCGGUGAAAUCCACUAG